Trichoderma atroviride IMI 206040 is the source of this 1716-nucleotide messenger RNA. RefSeq lists its product as uncharacterized. Lineage: Eukaryota; Fungi; Ascomycota; Sordariomycetes; Hypocreales; Hypocreaceae. Gene Ontology annotation, molecular function: zinc ion binding; DNA-binding transcription factor activity, RNA polymerase II-specific. Gene Ontology annotation, biological process: regulation of DNA-templated transcription. The record is from RefSeq and is a predicted model, not a curated record.
AUGAGUGUACCACUUCGAAGCAAACAGGGCUGCUGGACUUGCAAACUACGCCGCAAGAAGUGUGAUGAGAUCCACCCUUUUUGUUCGACAUGCGAAUCGCUCUCCAUCCCGUGCUAUGGCUUUGGCCCGCGACCCGAGUGGAUGGACAAUGGCGUCAACGAGAGAGCAAUCAUGAGUAACCUAAAAGACAUCGUAAAGCACACCUCGAGACGUAAAGUCGGAUCACAGCUGCCAAAGCAGCGUGAUACAGUUGUCAAGAUAGCGCCCAAGCUGUCCGAGAAUGAUGGCAAAGACUCCUUGUCUGCUCCGGGGCCCAAACUCCUGUAUGCGGAUAAGCUUCCUUUACCCAGUGAUGCGCCAUGGCAGGAACUUGGGAUUGGCAUGCGGCAGGACGAAUCUAUGACACCCGCUUCCUCUGAGCAUAAUGAUCCAACAGUAAGGACCAAUUUGUCCAUCUCGGCGGACGAGGCUGCUUUGUUGAUGCAUUUCCUUGACAAUAUAUUCCCUUUACAAUGCCCUCUGUUCAAACCAGGAAUUCUGGAGGGUGGCCGAGGCUGGCUGCUCAAUCUUUUACUCCAAACUAACCCUCUCUACUACGUCGCACUCGCCUUCAGUACAUAUCAUCGCCGUAUGAUGAUGCCCGCUGAGACCGCCCGUCCACUACAGGCCGCCGCUUUGGUUCAGCAGGAAAAACAUCUUGGGCUUUGCAUCGCGUUAAUGAACAAGUCUGCCCAGAGAUUCUGCGGCGAAUGGAAAGGUUUGGGAAUCGCGGUCACGGUUAUCGAACUGGUGUUCUUCGAGCUCUUCACCGACAACAGCGGUGCAUGGCAGACACACCUUCGGGCGCUGUUGGGUAUGGGUCUGCAAGCUCACGAGCAACAUUACAAUGGGCGCCUCCGCCUGACUGAAUCAGCGAAACAAAUCUUACGCGAAGACCGUCCCGUCUCGCAGAAUGAGCCCACGGUCGCGGAAGAGGUAGCGUGUUUUCGGUUUGUAAACGGCACGACGACUUGGCUCGAUAUCAUCUAUGCCAUCACGACGGGAAAGGCUCCAAUUUUGCUGCCUCAUCUCUCCAGUAUACUCUCUUGCGACUCACAGUUUCAGCUGAGUGACAUCAUGGGCUGCCAAAAUAGCGUCAUGCUUCAGAUUGGACGCAUUGCUGCGCAACAUGAGCAAAACAUCCUGGUCGGGAGGGAGGGGCCGCUUAUGUACGCCGCGAUGAACCAGGGCGCGGCUGAUAUCGUGGUGGAGAUCCAGCGUUGUCUUACAGAGGAAGCAUUUGUGCGUCUCGACCUUUCGGGACGCAACUCUGCAGGCGUGUCUAGCACGAUGCACGACCCAAGGACACUUAUCACGCGCAUUUUUGCUCAAAUGGCGCUCGUCUAUCUUCAUCUGGUCGUGCAUGGCUUCCGGGAUCUGGAAUUAGUAUCAGGUGCAGCCAUUUCUGAAGUCAUGGAAAUACUUCAAAGCCAGAUCUCGCAGAGCCUGCUACCUGCUUUAGUCUUGCCGCUGUUUAUCAUUGGUGCUUCCGCGAGCGAGGGGGACCAGCCGUUCUUCCGCGACGCCUUUUCGCGUCCGCCGUUGCUGGAACCCAUGGUUAAGCACCGAGCGAGAAUCCUGCCGAUUCUUGAAGAAGUUUGGAGAAGGAAGCAGACCUUGCCAGAGUUUGGGUGGAGCGACUGCCUCGAGCUCACCCCUGAUAUCCUGCUUCUCUGA